This is a messenger RNA of Syngnathus typhle (broad-nosed pipefish), 3469 nucleotides long. It is a transcript of the gene slc26a3.2, whose product is annotated as solute carrier family 26 member 3, tandem duplicate 2. Gene Ontology annotation, cellular component: membrane. The record is from RefSeq and is a predicted model, not a curated record. Gene Ontology annotation, molecular function: bicarbonate transmembrane transporter activity; sulfate transmembrane transporter activity; oxalate transmembrane transporter activity. Gene Ontology annotation, biological process: transmembrane transport. Lineage: Eukaryota; Metazoa; Chordata; Actinopteri; Syngnathiformes; Syngnathidae. Bases 857 to 3118 code for a protein of 753 amino acids. The transcript has 21 exons.
UAAUCAACACCAAACUGUUUUUGCAAAUCAUACACAAAUCAUUGGAGUGAACUGCUUUCAUUCCAAGCAGACAUUUCAGUAAGGUCAUUCGCACAAUUACUGUGCUUGUUUGCAUUCCAGCUCAAUUUCACUGAAACUCGUGCACAGCACCAACCCACACAGGUUGACCACAACAUUGCAAUAAAUCCUGGUUCAUCCGGUUUUAGCAAAUUUAGAAAUUAUAUAUAAAUUCUAGCGUUAUAAAUGAUCUGUUUUAAGGUUUUUAUUGUCUGUUUAAUAUUGAAUAAUGAAGUCCCUCAAGGCUCUGUCCUCAGUACGUUAUUAAUUUUACAAUUGGUGACACAGAGUUUUAAUUUAUCACAAAUGUCUGCAUUUUUUUUCUUUUGACAAUGCGUUAUACUGUAGCUGCCAUCUGAUCAAUGUUUUGAAGUGUCUUUCUGACCUGUUUCCAUUAACCUCCUAAAAUAUCCAAACACGGUGUUGUUGUUGACCUUUGGCAACACCCCCACCCCGCUUAUUAAGCUCCUUGCUUUCCUUCUAACAAUGGCCUGUCCUGUCCCGUCCCUCCUCCAGGGGUGGAAAAGCCGUCACCGCCGAAAAGUUUCGAAGACAGAUAUCAGUGAGAACAAUGGUCAAGGAUAAGGCAGGCAUCCAAACGCAAGGCAUCCCUUCGUCAUUACUGUUAAUAAUUACAGCCGACAGUCGCAACUGCUGCAUACUUUAUUGAUGGCUGAACAGCGGGACAUCGCAGUUGCGCUCCAAAUGCUGGAGGAGGCGGAAAGGCCAGUGGAAAGUUGGAAUUGGUAGCACUAUCAGAAGCAGCAGCAGGUCCUCGGACGGACCGCAGGUUCUCGGGAUGCAAGCAACGGGCGACCAGUACCUGGUGGCGCGCUCCCUGUACUCGGAGGAGUCGUUUGCCGAAGAGCACAAGAAGGUCUACAGGCACCGCAAGACCGCGCUAGACCACGUCAAGCAGUACUUCACGUGUGAUACCAGACGUGCCAAAAAUGCCGUUUUGUCUCUGCUUCCCGUCAUCGGCUGGAUUAAGAUCUACAGGAUUAAAGAGUGGUUGCUGAGUGAUAUUGUGUCGGGAGUCAGUACUGGACUUGUUGCCGUACUACAAGGUUUGGCCUACUGUCUCCUGGCGUCCCUUCCACCCUGGUACGGGCUCUUUUCUGCUUUCUUCCCAGUUGUCAUCUAUUUUUUCCUCGGAACCUCCAGACACAUCUCAGUGGGUCCAUUCCCGGUGUUGUGUCUGAUGAUGGGCUCGGUGGUCACCAGGCUGGUACCGGACGAAGGCCCAUUAGUUAACAUUACGGGUUUUGAAGGUCUCACCAUGAAUGAGCAGCGAGUUCUGGUGGCCUCCUCUGUGACCUUCCUUGUGGGAAUCAUGCAGUUGGCGAUGGGCGUCCUGCAAGUGGGUUUUGUGGUGAUGUACCUGUCCGACACUCUGGUCUCCGGCUUCACCACAGCGGCCGCCAUUCACAUCCUGGUGUCCCAGCUGAAGUUUGUGCUGGGCCUGCAAGUCCCUGGAAUGAGUGGUCCGCUCUCCAUUAUUUACACUUUGGAGGUCAUCUUCUCCAAGAUCGAGUCCACCAACGUUUGCGACGUGGUUAUCUCCUUGGUGAUCAUGGUGGUGGUGUUCAUUGUGAAGGAGCUGAAUGACCGAUUCAAAGCCAAGUUGCCUGUUCCCAUCCCCAUCGAGGUUAUCAUGACUGUCAUCGCUUGUGGUGUUUCUUACGCGUUCGACUUCAGGACCAAGUAUAAAAUUGACGUUGUGGGUCAUAUUCCAAAAGGGUACGAGCCUCCGAUGGCCCCAAACCUGCACAUCUUCCAAGAGACGGCCGUGGAAGCCUUCCCGAUGGCCAUCGUAGGUUUUGCUGUGGCCUUCUCUGUGGCUAAAGUCUAUUCAGUGAAGCACGACUACACCAUCGAUGGAAACCAGGAGCUGAUUGCUUUUGGGGUCAGCAACAUUUUUGGCGCGUCCUUCAAAUCAUUUGCAGCUAGUACAGCUCUGUCUCGAAGUGCAGUGCAAGAAAGUACUGGUGGAAAAACACAGAUCGCCGGUUUGCUCUCAGCCAUCAUCGUGAUGAUCGUCACCUUAGCCAUCGGAUUUCUCCUGGACCCACUGCCAAAGUCCGUGCUGGGCGCGGUGGUCAUCGUAAACCUGAAAGGAAUGCUGAUGCAGUUUCGAGAGGUCCCGUAUUUGUGGAGGCGGGACAAGUCGGACUGUAUUGUAUGGCUGGGCACGUGUAUUGCGGCCAUUUUACUUGGAUUGGAUCUUGGUCUGGCCGCAGGUCUCGGUGUGGAACUACUUAGUGUCGUCCUCAGAGCUCAGUUCCCCCGCUGCAGCGUGCUAGCCAACAUUUACGGCACCGAUCUCUACAAAGACCGAAAGGACUAUGUUGAUAUAUACGAGCCAGAAGGAGUGAAAAUCUUCCGUAUCCCGUCGCCGAUCUUCUUCGCCAAUAUCGAGUUUUUCAGAAGCAAACUGGUGGAAGCUGUUGGAUUCAAUCCACUGAGAGUCCUCAGGAAGCGAAAUAAAGCACUGCACUUGAUCCGGAAACUUCUUAAGAAAGGUUAUCUCCAGUGGACAUCGAACGGCUUCCUGAACACCUCAUGCGGCCCCAUCAACGAGUCGGUUGAGUUUGAAAGCAACACGGAGGAACUGGACCUGCCUGCCAACUUCAAGGACCUGCCCGCCCGCGUGGACUGGAACGCCGAGCUUCCCGCUAACAUUGUUGUCCCUCGCGUGGACCUGCACAGUCUGGUGCUGGACUUUGCGGCCGUCUCCUUCCUGGACAUCUCCGCUCUUAAGGGUCUCAAAGCGGCUCUCAAAGAAUUUAUCCGCGUUGAAGUGGACGUCUACAUUGUCGCUUGUGAUCCGUACAUCCUGGAUAAAUUGCACCAGUGCAGCUUCUUUGAUGACGAAGUGCAGCCGUCCAUAUUCUUCCUGACGCUGCACGACGCCGUGCUGCACAUCCUGAACAAACAUCCCGAGUGCUCCCAAAACAAAUCCCGCUACGACAAGAUUCCAACAAUGGUGACGGUCCACCAUCCUGCGGGGAGUCUCAGGAACAGAGAUAAGAAUGCAGCAGAUCCAGAAACCAAGUUCUAACUUCUGCGUGAUUCCCUUUUUUUUAUUGUUAUUAAAUCUCCAACACCGAAGGGAAAGUUAGUUUUAAUUUCCAGAUCAGCUAUUUAGAGCACAGCGCACUUAUACCGCAUGUAAUGCUUUUGCCUUGACUCGACAAUCUGUAUGUAAGCCUUUGAAAUGUACGCAAAGUGCUAAUUUGGUGUGUUUGUACUUUGCAUAGCAAUUUGUGGAUGUGUUGAAAUUGAUUUUUAUAUACUUUAUAGUUGUGUAUUUUCAGGAUGAUGAGAACAAAUUACGUUUUGGGAACCUCUUGUUUUGAAACAUUUGAUACUUGAAUAAAUGUGUGACAAAAAAAUGUUUUUAAAAGAUGAA